GCUGAGAGUUUGUGGGCUCUGUAGCAUGUGCCUGUUUGGUUGGUGCUGCUUGCCUGAUAAAGCACAACAAAGCUUCCAGAGAGACAGGAAGGAUGGACGGCGCAGCUGCCCCUAUCACGAAAUCUGCAGCUGCCAAGUUAGUUAAGAGAAAUUUCCUUGAGGCUCUAAAGUCAAAUGACUUCGGAAAAUUGAAGGCCAUUUUAAUCCAAAGACAGAUAGAUGUGGACACAGUUUUUGAAGUUGAAGAUGAGAAUAUGGUUUUGGCAUCUUAUAAACAAGGUUAUUGGUUGCCUAGUUACAAAUUAAAGUCUUCCUGGGCCACAGGCCUGCAUCUCUCUGUCUUGUUUGGUCACGUGGAAUGUCUUCUGGUGCUCCUGGACCACAAUGCCACGAUCAACUGUAGACCCAAUGGGAAAACCCCUCUUCACGUGGCUUGUGAAAUGGCCAACUUGGAUUGUGUUAAGAUCCUCUGUGAUCGUGGAGCAAAGCUCAAUUGCUACUCCUUAAGUGGACACACAGCUUUACACUUCUGUACAACUCCAAACUCCAUCCUCUGUGCCAAGCAGCUGGUUUGGAGAGGGGCGAACGUGAACAUGAAGACCAACAACCAGGAUGAGGAGACGCCCUUGCACACGGCUGCCCACUUUGGCCUCCCCGAGCUGGUAGCCUUCUACGUGGAGCACGGGGCCAUCGUGGACAGUGUGAACGCCCACAUGGAGACCCCUCUGGCCAUCGCAACCUACUGGGCCCUCCGCUUCAAAGAGCAGGAGUACAGCCGGGAUCAUCACCUCAUCUGCCGCAUGCUGCUGGACUACAAGGCGGAGGUCAACGCCCGGGAUGACGACUUUAAAUCUCCGCUCCACAAGGCAGCCUGGAACUGCGACCACGUGCUCAUGGACAUGAUGCUGGAGGCCGGCGCGGAAGCCAAUCUCAUGGACAUCAACGGCUGCGCUGCCAUCCAGUAUGUGCUGAAAGUCACCUCCGUGCGACCCGCCGCCCGGCCUGAGAUCUGCUACCAGCUGCUGCUGAACCAUGGGGCUGCUCGGAUAUACCCGCCACAGUUCCAUAAGGUGAUACAGGCCUGCCAUUCAUAUCCCAAAGCAAUUGAAGUUGUUGUGAACGCCUAUGAACACAUCAAGUGGAACGUGAAGUGGAAAAGAGCCAUCCCUGAUGAUGACUUGGAGAGACACUGGGAUUUUUACCACUCUCUCUUCACCGUGUGCAGUAACUCUCCAAGGACUCUCAUGCAUUUAUCAAGAUGCGCCAUUCGAAGAACGUUACACAGCAGAUGUCACAGAGUAAUUCCUUUGCUUUCCCUCCCAUUGUCAUUGAAAAAGUACUUGCUUUUAGAGCCGGAGGGAAUCAUUUAUUAAGCCUUAUGAGGCAGAAGUUCCCAAUCCUAGAUCUUUAAGUGGACUCGCUGGGUAGACACAGUUUGCAUAAAUAAAAUGGUACUUGGGUUGAUUAUAACACCUCAGGGAUGUCAAAACACUUUGCAAACACUGUGUCAUUAAUCCUAGGGUAUCAUGGUGAGGGGAAAUAAACAAGAGGUAAAGUGAAGGUAUUCUCAAAAAUAAGAGCAGAUUCAGAAGGUACUGAUGUAACAAUAAUAAUGUGUACAGUGCACUUACUUGGUACCUGCUAUAAUGUUGUAAAAAUUUUCGUAUUAUCUCAUUUGAGAGGGGACCCAGGUUUUCUUACAACCAAUCUCAUUUUCUCUCCCUUAUCAGUAAUAAGUUUACAUCACCCUUCAGUUGCCAACAAGCAAGGCUCUGUGAUAGGCCUCUUAAUCUUUGUGUCCUCCACCCUCUCCCACUUAGUAGAAAUUACUGUUGCUAGUUUUGCCAAUCCCUUUCCCCAUACCGAGCUCCUCAACUUACUUUCAGUGAAGAAAGCGUGAGCAGAGUCAAAACAAGGGGAUCUUAGAAGCAAAUUAGAAGUGAAAAACAAAGACGUAUCCACUUGAAAGUCAAAAUAUUCAUGUUAAUGCACUGUCACUGAGCCAAAGACCGGAGAUGCAAAGGUGAAUCCGAAGCAAGGACUCCAGCCUUCCAGGACGUCGUCAUUUAGCAGAGGAUCCAGACAUUUCAGCUGGGAGCUGCAGUGGCAGGUGUUGGGGGCAGGAGCGCAGAUGCAGGUUCAUUCUCGGUGCUCGCCUUUCAAAGUCAUGCUUCUGAUAUGAAGUGUGGUUUUCUUUGAAGCCUGACGAUAAAGAGUGAAGGGAUAGUGUGAAGCAGAGGGGAUCUCUGGCUGCUGUGAGUGUGCAUGGAAAAGGACUCACUUUCAGUUUCCUGGCACGUCUAGAUAUUUCUAUUUUCGUAUCAUUUGCUGCCUUGUACUGUCCCAGGUUCCUUGGGGAAAAUAUUGCAUACUCGAUGGCUCCCGUGUAUGUGACAAAGAAGUUUUAGAAAAUGUGUGUGAGGAAAUGUAUGGAAGGACUUAGUUUCGUUACUUCAGUCUUUUCAUGUAAGAGACUGACAUUUCAGAGCAUUUUAGCUAGAAGAUGAGAAUUUUUCUGGUGAUGGCUGGGUGCAGAAAGCACAUAGAAACACUUUGAAAAUAGUAGGAGCUUGAGAAACUUGGAAAGGCUAGUGUGUCAAUCAGGUUUGUUAACGGUUUGCACAAAGAGAAAUGUAGAUGGUUAGCCUUUGGACUUCAUGGUUUAUGAGGCCACUUUUCACUGCACGUAUUUGUUCUUGCUAGUCACUUUUAGAUAUGCUCAGAGGCUUUCAGCAUUACGUUUUAGAGCUUAGAUCAGAAGUAAUUAAGCACAAAUAAACCUAUUUGCCAGUUGUGAGCAGGGUUUUUUUUCCCAGGGCUGGGGCAUAUGUACAUGUGUAUGUUUCUCCAUCUUGUUGAAGGUUACAGGCUUGAGUUUUGAGUAGAGAUGAAGUCAAAUAUUCCACUAGCCUGCCACCUAGACGGUGCUUCACAUCUUGGGAUUUGCAUCCUCCUGGUGCUGUGUAGGAAAAAUAAUGUAGAUGCAAUAAUCUUUCUAAAGUAUCAGUUCUACUCAGAUAUUUUGGGAGGAAUAUUUUGUACGAAAAUGAGAUCUGUAUUAUGGAAUAGCAUACUGUAUAUGUGUGAACUAGUCAUAUAAAACAUGAUCCUUGAAAAGAACAAACAGUUCACAUGCAGCAAGUGGUGUAGAACACAGUCUAGAAUGCCAGGUGGAGCUGUUGCCCACCCCCCACCCAGUUUCAGGAGUAUUCUGGAGAAAUAUUUGUGAUGCUGACUUAAGCGGUAAUGCUGAGGCUGAGGACGAAAGGAGAGAGGAUGUUCCCUGCCUGGGGAAAUAACGUUUCUCCAGCUGCCUGCUGUGCUUAGACGGUCUGUGUUAAUCUGGUGUAUGAUACAGAACAACUUGUUUUGGAUGGUUUAUUUGUAGAUUUAAAAUUGUUUCUCCUCACCUUUGAACCUUCAUUUAGAGGACUUAAAUAAAGCUCUUCCCUUUCCUUUCAUCUUUAUGAGUUAUCUGUUGAUAAGACUUUUUCUUAUCGGACUCCUCUGCAGUUAGACUAAAGAACUCUACAUGAUUCAUUGCUUUCUUCCACACUGAGAAAAAAGAGAGAAUGAGAAGAUAUACCUGUAAAUAAAUAAUAUUUUCAAAAGAAAGUAAAGGGUAAACAAAUAAAAAACGGGUGAUUGCUUUGAGAACAAAAAAAAGUGUUUUAACGAUAAUAAAGAAAUUGUGCUGAAGCGUAGUCCUCUGUCACCCUCUGUCCUCUUGGGUUUCUGAUUUCUUUUCAUUCUCAUCAUUCAAGCAACCAUGAGCAGGAGCAACAAAGGAAAUUAUAUCCUCAUGAUAUAAUUGAAAAAGAAUCUUUCACAUGAAAGAGAGUCUUUGAGAUGAGGGAAAAACCACCCUUUCUGUUUUCUCCCUUCUUAGGAGCCAGACACACAGGUUCUGUUUUUAACUUACCUGGUGUUACACCGUCACUGUCUUCCAUCCCGAACCCAGUGGUUUCCAAUAAAAAAUACGGCAGUCAAAAGCCGACUCUAAGGAUGAAAAAAGUAACAAACCGUUUGCAGUGGCUUAUCAAUACUGGAAAAAAAAAACAGCUGAGCCUUAUAUUUUUGUUACUCAGCUGAUUGAUUGUUUUCAACUACACACUUUCAAAACUUUUUAGAAAAAUCCAAUGAUCUAUUUUUUUUGAAACGUAGACACCAGAUCUAAUAGAUGGAAGGAAUUCAUUGUCAUUUUCUUUGGGGUAUGAACAGAGGCACUACAGUGAAGUGUUAGAAGUUUUGGCUCUGGUGCCUUCUAAGUUUUCAUUCUGACUCUCAGCCUAAUUUGACCUGUUAUCUGGGGGAAAUGACAUGCUUGCUCCAUGCCUUAGUUUCCUCAUUUCUAAAGAUGCAAAUGGUAGUGGCGCCUACCUCAUAAAACUUUUAUAUGAUCACUUUGAAGUGCAGGGAAGGAAAAGUUUUACUUGACCCUCUUAGGGUCCCUGACUGGGUCUUGAAAAUUAAACUGACAAAGACAGAUUAACAGGAGGAAAGCGCAUACAUUUAAUAUGUUGUACAUGACAUGGAAGCCUUUAUAAGGAAAUGAAGACCCUGAAGAAACAGCCUUGAGGGUUUUCAUGCUAGGUUUGAUGGUAAGUGGGUAGUUGUGUAGAAAUAUGAUAGAUUAAGGACUAUGAGGUCAGUGUGGUAAACUAGGGGAAGCCUGGGAAUCCUAACUAUUCAUUAGGAUUCUUCUGUUUUAAUUAAUUUUUGCUUUACUAUGUUGUGUUAGUUUCUACUGUACAGCAAAGUGAAUCAGCCGUACAUAUACACAUGUCCCCUUCUUUUUGGACUUGCUCACCAUUCAGGUUGCUACAGUGCAUUAAGUAGAGCUCUCUGAGCUAUACAACAGGUUCUCCUUAGUUACCUAUUUUAUACAUAGCAUCAAUAGUAUGUAUGUGUCGAUUGCUAUCUCCCAAUUUCUCCCACCACCGCUUUUCCCCCUUGGUAUCCAUGUAUUUGUUCUCUAUGUCUGUGUCUCUCUUUUUGCUUUACAAAUAAGAUCAUCUGUUCCAUUUUUCUAUGUACAUUAAUGUACGAUAUCUGGUUUUGUCUUUCUGACUUACUUCCCUCUGUAUGACAGUCUCUAGGUCCAUCCAUGUCUCUGCAAACGACCCAGUUUCAUUCCCCUUUUAUGGCUGAGCAGUAUUGCAUCAUUACGAGUCUUCUUGAUGACCCUUUGUCUUAGAAGAUAAGGGUGCUCCUUUCCUCCAGAUUUAGGGAGAACACCUCCUGAAGGAGGGUUUUAUGACCUAUUUCAGGGAAGAAGGGGCAGGGAUGGUCAGCAUGAUCUGCCUGUUUUUGCCGUUUCCUUGAACUCCUUCAGUCUAAAACAGUCACUAUGCCAAGGUGCCACAUAUGGGAAUGGCGUGUCUAACCCAUCAGAGGGUUAAAUCUUUAGUCCAUUAAAGAACACAGAGCAGGGUAUGGCAUUCAGUAAGGACUUUAAUAUUAUUGUUGUCCUUGUUAGUGUCAUAUUCAUUAUCAUUUAGGGAGAGCUACCUACCACUGAGUAACACUUAAAUCGAGUGAAGCUGCAGCUGAAGGUGACAUGUGCUAGAUUUCUGUUCACUUCUGGAACUGCUUGUUGAGCUUCUUCUAUGUACCAGGCACUUUGCUGGCAGCUGGGAAUCAACAGACGAGCAGACAAACCAGGUCCCUGACCUUCUUGGGGUUUUUUGAGUUGGGGGCCAGAGAUGGAAAUGACACUGAUGUGGAGGAUUAGCAAACAGGCAAACUGAUUAAUUUGUGAAAUUUUGCCCUUUUUUAAAGUGAGUUUAUCAAGGAUGCAAUGACUCCUUUUGCCAUUUCCUGAAGGCUGCGGAAUCACUUUAUCAUGUGGAUAAAGAGUGUCAAGCAGCUGUUUCCAUCUUCACUGAGGGAAGAGGAGGAAGUUAUCUUGCUAACAGGAGGAGUAUAGAUUGGCAAUUCAGAUUCCCAACAGUGAGGGUUACUGCACAUCAGAGUGAAUGCACAGGAAGGGUUGGAGGAUUUAAUUUAAUUAUUCUUUAACUUUCAAGGGUUUAUUCAGUACUAAUACAUGUAUGGUUCUGUGCAAAAUAUGGACAGAAGAAGGGAGUGUUGAUACCAAAUUCCUGCAAGGUUCACUUUCAGUAGCUCAAGGUUUUGUGUGUUUUUUUGGUCUAUUUGUUUGUGUUUUUACUGAGUGGUAAGAAUAAAAGGUAUACAGUGGGUUUUUUAAAGUUAGAUGCUAUCUAACGGAGCUGUUUUUCUGUCAACCUGCCAUAAAAUGGUUGAUUAGAAAUGAUUUUCAAAACCUGUAUUUCAGUGGCAAAUUGCCUUCCUCCUAUAUUUGGGCUUCCCUGGUGGCUCAGAGGGUAAAGCAUCUGCCCCCAAUGCGGGAAACCCGGGUUCGAUUCCUGGGUCGGGAAGAUCCCCUGGAGAAGGACAUGGCAACCCCACUCCAGUAUUCCUACCUGGAGAAUCCCAUGGGGUCACAGAGAGUCAGACACGACUGAGAGACUUUACUUUAUGUUUGGUUACACUUGUCACCAAUGAGAAGCAUUGUGUGAAAUAUGAAGAAACAACCUCCAAGAAGCAGUUGAUUCUUUUCUCUUUUUUUUCUUUUUCUUUCUUUCUUUUUUAAUUUUAGCGACACUGAGUUGAUUAGGUGUGCUGAAAUUUCUUAUUUAGUAAUAGGUUUUCUCAGAUAGAGGUAUGCCUCAAUGAUAUUGUAUAACAACUAUGCAAAUAUAUGCUAAUCCAGCCAAGGAAAUAAAAUAAUGAUGCUACCUUGUACUUCUUAAAUUAAAGACACCAGUGGAUUCGCUCUUAGCGUUUAAUCAAGCGUGGAAGAUUUGACAAAGCAGAACUGUCCUUAUGUGGUGUUUUGGGUGGCUUUGAAGUAGAAGUUAGGAGCAGAGGUCUUCUCAAGCUCCCAGUGCCCAUCAUUGCCCAGAGUCACAAGGGAAGAUAUUUACUCACGGCCCCAUAUCAGAUUUCAGGGAACCUGAAAGUCUCUGAUGGAGAAGAGGUGGAAAUUAAUGGAGAUUAUAGUCAAUUUAAUUUAGGAAGCAAGACAAAUAAACUCAGCUGCCUUUCAGAACACAAAUUCUCUCUUUCCCCUGUUCAGGGUCCGGCAGGAUGACUUUAAUGGGCUGCAUCAGCCAGUCUCCUUCCCCCUGUCUUCUUGGUGGUUUCACUCAAUGGGAAAACCAUCAGGAGGCUGACAAGCAGGAGGAGAUGGAGAUGGGGACACUUCCUGGCUCCUUCCCUGCUGGGCCUUCUCUUGAUGGUGGAUGAAUUCCUUCCUCAAGGCCACAGUUCAUGUGAUGAGCCCUUCUCCUAAGCUACUAUUGUCCUGGAUGAAAUUCUCUUCAGUCACCCUUGAGUGUGCAGUUCAUUUCUUGUUGGGAUUUUGGCAAAUGCAUAAACCACGCAUAAGACCGUGAUAAGUCAGUGAGGUCUCGGGGGUGGUCCAGACAGUAGGUGCUGUCGGUGUUGGGGGAAGAGAGGGGUCACUGGGGACCAGUGGUCAGGCCAGUGGUCUUGAGCUGUGACCUGAAGAAAGGGAGGGUUGGGUAAUAAUUUGAGUAAAAAUAGGGCAGUGGAAGGGGUGGAGCUUAAGGUGAGUAGCCUCGGUGAAGCCAUAGAACUGUAACAUACAGUGAGCAUUUACUAUCAAUUAGACAAGCUUGGUGCAAGUAAAAGAUGAACAUUUGUUGUAGAGAGUGGAGAGUGAGGUUGGCAGGGCUGGGUGGGAUCAAGUCAGGAGAUAUCUUUAACCAUGUGGAAGCACCGUGGGAAAUCAAUGGAAUAUGAUUAUUAUCAUAAUUAUUCUUUUCCACCCCUAUAGCUUUAACAGUAAUAAUAAUUAUGAUACAACUACGUAACAUAUAUUUUAUGAUUUUCAGAGCAUCUUCAUGAUGUUUAAUAAAUAUAACUGCCUUUACCAUUACCUUCAACUCUUCUUCCAUGACAAAAAAAUUUACAAUUCUGAAGAUUUAGCUGUGAAGAAAAAUAGCAAGCAUGAGAUUAAUAAACUCUUUUCUUCCCAUGUAAAACACUCCAAUCAAAUGGAAUACUUUACUGGAGCAGAAAGGAAUGAUAGCCUUGCAUUUUUUUAAAUAUCAAAAAGCUAAAGAAUUUUUUAAAUUGGGAAAUGUUUUUAAAAAAGGGAAACCUUUCUUCCAGUGCAAAAGAGGAUAAAGGGAGCAGACACAAAAUUGGGAGUUUGAGCACUGUUUAUAAUUCUUGCCACAGCAGUGUUCAACUGGUAAAUUGUUUACAGAAGCACUGGCAUAAUUACAGCCCUUCAGGAACCCCAGAACUCCCAGUACUGCUGAAGUCAAAGGAACAAUGAAAGGCUUCUUCAUAAGGUGAUCCAUCAGGGAGCGCUCAGGUAGCACUGACUUGUUUCUAAGUAACUUUGACUGAUUCUACGAUAAAGAUACAUACAAAGAAACUGCAAAGCUUUGUUCCCAUGCAUUAGCAAAACAGGGUGACAUGGGAGGAAAAAUCUGAAUUUUGGAAUCCAGUAGUUGAGUUUUAAUCUUGACUGUGCUACUUAAUAUCUGUGUGAACUUGGGCUAGUUUCUUAACCCAUGGGUCAAUUUCUUUAUUUGAUUAACUAGUGAUUAACUAUCUGAUUUGGGAACUGAAUGAAAUGAUACAUGUAAAGCAUCUUAAGUGUCUGGUGUUCAGUUGAACCCUAAUUAAUGUUCAGAUGGUGCAUGAGUCUACUUAGUGGGAGGCAUUAUCUAGAAUAUACCUGAGAACAUGUAGAGCUUCUAAGACAUGCGUGGCAUGGACCAUGGGCUUUUUUUUUUUUAUUGCAUUUUAACUGCAACAAUUUUUUUCUUGUGGUACCAAGUCUCUGAAGCAAACUGUUCCAAUCCGACUUCAUUAUUGGUUCUCUGCUCUUGGCAGUUUGACCUGAAAGAGGCAGUGUAGGAGAGUGUUCUCCCUACUGUGAAUCAGAGCUUUGGAACUACCAUCAGGUCUCAAUUCUAAAAAUAAACUCAAGAUGACUUGAAGACUUACAGAUGAGGUAUGACAUAAAAAUCCUAGAAGAGAACAUUAGGCAAAACAUUAUUUGACAUAAAUUGUAGCAAUGUUUUCCUAGAUCAGUCUCACAAAGUGAAAGAAAUACAAGCAAAAAUAAACAAAGGGGACCUAAUCAAACUUAUUAGCUUUUGCACAGGAAAGGAAACCAUAAAUAAAACAAAAAGACAACCUAUG
Messenger RNA from Bubalus bubalis (water buffalo), 9210 nucleotides. RefSeq names its product ankyrin repeat and SOCS box containing 4 (gene ASB4). The record is from RefSeq and is a predicted model, not a curated record. NCBI's taxonomy places the organism in Eukaryota, Metazoa, Chordata, Mammalia, Artiodactyla, Bovidae. The transcript has 5 exons. Gene Ontology annotation, biological process: intracellular signal transduction. Gene Ontology annotation, molecular function: protein binding. Bases 93 to 1373 code for a protein of 426 amino acids.